Messenger RNA from Bipolaris victoriae FI3, 879 nucleotides. RefSeq lists its product as hypothetical. The record is from RefSeq and is a predicted model, not a curated record. Lineage: Eukaryota; Fungi; Ascomycota; Dothideomycetes; Pleosporales; Pleosporaceae. The transcript has a single exon. The coding region runs from base 1 to 879 and encodes 292 amino acids.
AUGACGAAUACCAAUCUCAUUAUUGCCAUCAUUUUUGCUGGUUUAUUUGGCUUAGCCCUCAUGUUCAUUGCCUUGUGGUGUCUCAGCCGUUACAUUCACAGUUGUUGUCUCAAUAUUGGGCAGUGGCUCCACGCUUUGUCACCUCAGCCGCCUAAGGACCCACCAGUCGUGUAUGUUGAGAAUCAUCGGUCUAGAUCCAGGAAAAGCGAGCGGGGAAGAAAUCUCGAUCCCCUAAGAACAAAAAGAGAUCACGAAAGCGGGAAUUUUGAAUACGAACAGACAGGGGAUGGGAGUGUGGAUACGAGGCCAACGGUUCAGCUUUGCGCUCCUGUGCAAGUUCAGCAGCAACCGUAUAACCCAAGAUAUUAUCCUUUGCUGUGGCAAGACCAAACUCAAAAUAUACAAUCAGUGAUGCGGCACCAGACAUCAAUGCAUUGGCAAGCACAGGGUACUCCUCGAGUACCAACAUACGCUACGCAAACAACAAUACCUCAGCAGCCGAAUCCACAGAUGACAAUGGAGAUUUCGGAACCUUUCCAGGGUCCGUCUCGGUACCAGCCCCACAUGUUGUCCCAACCGCAAAAAUGUCUCUCGGCAAAAGCCAGGUCGCCGGAGAAAUAUGCGCGCAAGGCAAGGAAGGUUGACUACAUUCACAUUUGUGAUGAGUAUCCGCCUUUUGUGCUGGAAGCACUCAAUAAGGCAGCUCCAUCAUCACCACCCACUUCCUCUUCAUCUUCCUCAUCAUCCAGCUUGAGCGAUGGAUCUGGAACGACGCAAGAGGUACCGCGGGCUACUAUACCAUGCGCCACGGCUGCUUGCAUCAAAACCAAACAAUGCCCACAUAUAGUAGCACGCGGAAGGGAUACCUCGGGGACGUAG